CAAGACGAGCAGAGCACCUUGCCAAAUCCUGAUCUUCUCCAGGGCAGCUGGCAUGUGUUCCACAAGCCAUCGACAUGGCUUCAUCUCCUCGGAUUUGUCAGCUGUCCGGAGCCCGCUUUUGUUUGCUGAUCUAUUCAGAAGUACUCCACCUCCGAUCUUUUUGCGAAUAAUAGACGGACAUGGAGAUAGGCAUCGCCAUGUAGCCCAGGCACAGGUUCGUUUUUCGCCUGACUCCUGGCAUCUCUUGUUUUUGCCGAACAAUGGCAGGAGUACAGAGAAAGAUGUUCACCACCUGUCCUUGCGACGAGCAGGACUCUAUUUUUUGCCUUUGUAUGAGGAGAUCGCAGAUCCUUCGAACUGCGGCAUUGGCUUGUGCCAGCACUCUGCAGGUUUCGUAUGUAUUUGCAGGUGCACGGGCACAGAUGUUCAGGAUCCUCUAGCCAAGAAGAGCCCACCUGAUCGAAAGGCGGGAUCGGGCAGCGCUAAUGCGCCACCUACUGCUACUGGGAAAACAAUGAGGAACAAAGCGCGCUGCCAUUAGAAAAGGAAAACUGCGCAAAAUGCCAGGCAGCAUGCUGGGCAGAAGGCGCUCGCCAAGGAUUCAUUUCGAGCCGGGACGGAGGACAAAGGACCUCGAUGUGGGACAAUGCUAAGCCAAAUUGUAUGGCUUUCUAACGAUGUUGUCAAGCGGCGCGGGUUAUGGCUAUUCGUUUUCGAUCGCUGCGACAUGCCGUCGGUGGUCUGGCCACAGACA
Molecule: messenger RNA, 754 nt
Organism: Drosophila teissieri
Lineage: Eukaryota; Metazoa; Arthropoda; Insecta; Diptera; Drosophilidae
Exons: 2
Coding region: 53-541 (162 amino acids)
Source: RefSeq, a predicted model, not a curated record